This is a messenger RNA of Macroventuria anomochaeta, 4062 nucleotides long. RefSeq lists its product as uncharacterized. The coding region runs from base 249 to 3758 and encodes 1169 amino acids. Gene Ontology annotation, biological process: regulation of actin filament polymerization; actin cortical patch assembly. Lineage: Eukaryota; Fungi; Ascomycota; Dothideomycetes; Pleosporales; Didymellaceae. Gene Ontology annotation, cellular component: nucleus. The transcript is spliced from 4 exons. Gene Ontology annotation, molecular function: ubiquitin binding; protein-macromolecule adaptor activity; cytoskeletal protein binding. The record is from RefSeq and is a predicted model, not a curated record.
CAGCACGAGCGUUCUCCCCACACGUUUGUUUGGUCUUACUCCGCCAAACAAUCGCCUUAAUAGCAGUUCUGCGCAUCUGCCUUCCCCCAGUGCGGCUCGACUUCACGCAAGCCUCGGCCAGCUUACCCCUGCCAGCCCCUCGAGGUACCCCAAAGCUCAUGCGCCUCACAGCCAUCCAUCGUCAUCCGCACACUAUCUAAACACACACAUACUCGCGAAGAAGGUGCGCCGCACCGCCAAACGUCACAAUGGUGUUCCUCGGCAUAUACCGCGCACUCUACGACUAUGUGCCCCAGAGCGACAACGAGAUUGCGCUGACUGAGGGCGACAUGCUGAUGGUUCUGGAGAAGUCGGCUGACGACGACUGGUGGAAGGCCAAGAAGAAGGGCCACGAUGAAGAGGAGGAAGAGCCUGAGGGUCUAAUUCCAAACAACUACAUCGAGGAGGCCGAUCCCGUCUCGCAAGCCAAAGCUCUCUAUGACUACACCCGCCAAACAGACGAGGAGCUGUCGUUCCAGGAAGACGCCAUACUCGACGUAUACGAUAUCUCAGAUCCCGACUGGUCCCUCGUGGGCUUCGGCGGCGACUACGGAUUCGCUCCAGCAAACUACAUUGAGCUUAUCAAAGGUGGAGCGCCGCCAGCAGCGGCUGCAGCAGCGGCUGCACCAGCAGUCACAUCGCCAGGGCUGCCUCCACGCCGUCCCGCAGCUCCUGGAUCAGACGACGAGCAGGGCCCUCCAACACCAGACAGCCCGCCACACCAAAGCCCCGCUGCUGCUCUUGCGGGUAUCAUCCAAAAGAAGUCUGAGCAGACAGCUCCGAGCUCGGCAAUCUCUCCUCCACCGAACGUAAGCGCAGCUCCUCGAAAGCGUGUGCAGUUCACUCCCGAAGAAUCCGACGAGGAAGCGCCACCACCUCGCCUGCCGAACCGCCCUCCCUCGCAGUCGUUCUCACCGGACCCACAACAUGCCUCUGCACGCUCUCCUUCACCUGAUCGAAUCAGGUCGCCUCCGGCUCGCAGCGUUACCUUCGAUGCGUACGAUCCACCACCUCGAGACAAUGGGCCCAGUACACCGCACUCCGGCUCUGGCUACCAUCUGUACAAUAUCUAUGAGUACUUGACUCAGCCCGGAAAGAACAAGAAGAUGCCUGUUACAUUGGGGAUCAACAUUCCUCGGGGCAUGAUCAUGAUUGCGCCUGAGAAGGCGCGCGACGGAGCGCAGGAGGAAUGGUCAGCGGACAAGAUGGAGUACUAUUCGCAGGAGGGAAAGCAUAUCUUCAUGGAGCUAAAGCAGCCUAGCAAGAGCGUGGACUUCCACUGCGGAGCCAAGGACACUGCGACAGAGAUCAUGUCAGCUCUUGGGGAGCUGGCAGGUGCUGCCAAGGGUGCUGGUCUGCGUGAGGUGCUUGCCGCAGGCUCUGGCCAUUCGAACGUGCAGAAGAAGGGCGUCAUGCUCUUCGACUUCAUGGCUCAGGGCGACGACGAGGUUACCGUUGGUCUAGGCGAUGAGAUUCUGAUCCUCGACGAUUCUGCCAGCGACGAAUGGUGGAAGGUUCGGCGACUGAAGAAUGGCAAGGAGGGUGUUGUUCCUGCUAAUUAUGUCGAGAUCACAGAGACCGUUCCCGUUUCUACUCCAGCAGGUAUCGCACGAUCCGGAACGAACGCUGGGCGAUCGGUCGUAGAUCAGAACAGGCGGGAGGAAGAGGAGAUGGCUCGUCAAACUUCGAGACGAGACAGGCCAAAGAGUGAUGCACGAAGUGAUCAGGUAGGACCUGGUCUGCCUUUACCCGCCCGUGGUUCUAGUCUUCUGCAAACAAGCUCUGACCAUCGUCGUACUUCACAGAGAUCAAGCAUGCGCGAUAGCUCCGCGAGAGACUCGAAAUCGUCGUCGUCUAAGUCAUCGUCGUCGAAAUCUUCCUCCAAGCCGAAUCCUGCAAAGCUGCGUACGUGGACCGAUCGAUCGGGCUCAUUCAAGGUCGAAGCCGAGUUCAUUCUCCUUAAAGAAGGCAAAAUCCAUCUGCAUAAAGUCAAUGGCGUGAAGAUUGCUGUGCCGGUCACGAAGAUGUCCGUUGAGGACUUGGAGUACAUUGAGAACGUCACGGGCGAGUCGUUAGAUGACGACAAACCGCUUUCUGAGAUCAAGAGGAGAAGCACAAUUCGCACGAAUGAAAGAGCUGGCACUUCAUCUCCUGGGAUAUCAGUUCAAAAGAAGCCAAGCUAUGACUGGUUUGAUUUCUUCUUGAAGUGCGGUGUAAACCCUCAGAUUUGCGAGCGCUAUGCGCAAGCUUUCGAAAAGGACCAGAUGGGCGAAGAAAACCUACCAGAUAUCACACCUGCGCUUCUUCGUACACUGGGAUUGAAGGAAGGCGAUAUCCUUCGCGUUACAAAACACUUGGAUAGCCAGUUCAGCCGCAGCGCUGGUGAAGCUAGCGCAGAGAGUGGUACUGGAGGCCUCUUCUCUGGUCCAGGCGGCACACUGCGAAACAACACUCGGAAGGGACGCCCGGCUCCGCCCGUGGAGACGAACAACGAGAUCGAUCCGAAGGCAUUUGAGCAGAAGUCGGAUGAGGCGGUCAAGAAGCCAGCAGAUGCGACGAAAACGCCUUUGGCAUCUGCCCCGGUCCCAGAGAAGAAGUUUGAGGGAGCUAAUGGAUUCGACGAUAACGCAUGGGAUGUCAAGCCCACAAAAUCGACCCCAGCAGCGCCAGCACCCGCAGCGUCACCACCUCCCGCCCAGACAGCACCACCCGCACCGAAACCACCUGCCCUUACAGGCUCUAUGAACGAUCUUUCUUUGCUGGACAUGCCCGCACUCAAGCCAGAAGAGCUGCCAAAGGCACCAGAGCCCACUCCUGCGCCAGCGCCAGCUCUGGCGCCUGCACCCGCUCCUGCUCAACAACCACAGCCAACAGGAGCCACAAUGUCUCUGUUCGACCAAGUAGCCGCCAUCAAGGCGAUGACACAGCCCCAGAGCAUGGCACCACCACGAAUGCGGCCACAGGCACCUCAACAGACAGGGCCUGGUGGGCUCAUCGCACCUCCACCUCAGCGAUCCUCUUCUGCGCCACAGAACCCGCAACAGAACAGCGCUUUCGGUCCUCCGCCAGCGCUCAUGCCCCAACUUACUGGCUACCAAGGCAACCAGAACAUGCCCCAGAUGGCUCCUCCUGGGCAGAGCUUGAACGAUCAGCAGAACAUGCUGAACAUGCAACGAAUGCAACAGCAGAUGACGGGCUUCCCACAACAGAACCCUGGCUUCAACAACUUCCAGCAGAACGGACUCAUGCCCCAGCCGACCGGCUUUCAACAACCGCAGAAUGGCUUCGCCUCAUUCCAGCAACCACAGCCGACAGGUUUCCAACAGCCAAUGCAGACUGGGUUUGGCCAACAGGGUUUCCAGCAAGGCUUCGGCAACGGCAGCCCGUUCGCAGACCCACCACGGGCGCCGUUUCAACCCCAGCCCACUGGCUACAACAGCUUCCAGCCAUCGCCGCUUAACCCCCAGGCUACAAGCAUCAACCAGUUCCUUCCACCUGCUAUUCAGCCUCAGCCGACUGGCUUCGGACAGAGCCCACCUCCUAUGCCGCCAAUGCCACCGAUGCCCUCGAUGCCUACAGCCCAGCCGUUGGUGCCGCAGAAGACUGGUCCUGCUCCUGCCAUCCGAUUCGGAGUACAGCCGGCAAAGAAGUUGGCACCGCAGCCAACGGGCAAGGCCAGUCUCGCCAAUGCUACUCCUCAAAACCCCUUCGGCUUCUGAUCUAGUGGUCACCUCUUGUUUGAAACUUGGCUUGGAUUGUCAGGCAUCUCCCAUUGUGCAUCCGCAUGUAUAUAAUUCGACCUUGAUCUUGGCUUGCUUUGCGAGGGAAAGUGGCAUAGCAGGACCAUACCAUAUUGUUUUAUCCGAAUCGGCAUUCGCUCAUAUUGCGUUGAUGUUGUCUGUUGUAUGUUCGUAGAUUUGUUGUAAUUUGCGUUUGGGUUCGAGAGCGAGUGUCUUGGGGCUGAGCUUGAUAUUUGGAAAACGAUAGCAUGGGGCUGAAGCAGCACGAGCUGCGAGCACAAUC